Messenger RNA from Callorhinchus milii (elephant shark), 1417 nucleotides. RefSeq names its product fibroblast growth factor 14 (gene fgf14). Lineage: Eukaryota; Metazoa; Chordata; Chondrichthyes; Chimaeriformes; Callorhinchidae. The record is from RefSeq and is a predicted model, not a curated record. Gene Ontology annotation, biological process: cell differentiation; animal organ morphogenesis; positive regulation of protein phosphorylation. Gene Ontology annotation, cellular component: cytoplasm. Gene Ontology annotation, molecular function: growth factor activity; fibroblast growth factor receptor binding. The transcript has 5 exons. The coding region runs from base 104 to 850 and encodes 248 amino acids.
GGAGGGGGGAGGGGAGGAGGAGGGGGAGAAAGGUGCGCUGGAUCGAGUCCAUCCUCUGCCCUCUGCCUUCUUUCUACUCACCAUCCAGUGUUGAGCAGUGGCGAUGGCAGCGGCUAUUGCCAGUUCUCUGAUCCGCCAGAAAAGACAGGCUCGAGAGCAUCACUUAGAUCGACCCGUCGCCACCAAACGUAUCAACAGUCCCCACAAGAAGAAGGGGGGGGCCUGCAAUGGAAACCUGGUGGACAUCUUUUCCAAAGUCAGGAUCUUUGGGAUGAAAAAGAGGAGGUUAAGGAGACCAGAUCCCCAGCUGAAGGGUAUAGUGACCAGGUUAUAUUGCAGGCAAGGGUUCUACUUGCAAAUGCACCCCGAUGGAGCUGUUGAUGGAACCAAGGAUGACAGCACCAAUUCCACAUUGUUCAACCUUGUGCCAGUGGGACUCAGAGUCGUUGCCAUUCAGGGCGUGAAGUCAGGGUUGUACGUGGCCAUGAAUGGUGAAGGAUACCUUUACACAUCAGAACUUUUUACACCUGAAUGCAAGUUUAAGGAAUCCGUAUAUGAAAACUACUAUGUGAUCUAUUCAUCAAUGCUAUACAGACAGCAAGAAUCUGGUAGGGCUUGGUACCUGGGUUUCAACAAAGAAGGACAGAUCAUGAAGGGAAACCGUGUGAAGAAAACCAAACCAGCUGCUCAUUUUCUGCCUAAACCAUUGGAAGUUACCAUGUACCGAGAACCAUCACUGCACGAAAUUGGAGAAACAGUACCGAAACCUGGAACCACCCCAAGUAAAAGCACAAGCGCUUCUGCAAUAAUGAACGGAGGUAAACAAGUAAAAAAGAACAAAUCAACAUAGCCAGAUCUUGGUGAGGACGUGAAUUCCUAAACCAUUACACUGUUGAGUGAUUUAUCCCUGGCAGACUCUCACCUUCUAAUGUCUGUGGAUCAGGUAAAGCAAGUGAACCCUUGUUCAUUGCAGUCUUUGGACUAUUUAAUUGCAAGUGGAUAAAUCCCAACAAGUAGCUACUUCUACAACAAGAAGAAUCCUGGAUAACCAGCUAAACUCUGACCAUGGAAUGCCCUACCAAGAUAAUGGAAUGCCUUUUAUCUUUUUCUUGUUAACUGUGACACUCCGUGAGAAUGAUGUAUUCCACAACUACAUUUGGUACAUUGCCUGCUAAACACAUACCCAAGAGUCUCUUUUUUGAAUCUGAUCCCAGAGAAGUUCAUGUGUUUCAGACCUGUCAAUUUGUAACACAGCAAACAGCAGUGGAUUCCCGGAUCAUCUCUGUCAGGAUGCUGUAAAUCUCUGCUCCUUCAGACUCAGUCUCUUCCUCCUUUUUACAUGGCUGCUCUAUGCACUGUCCUAACCUUUUGCAGGGACUGUGUGUGUGGGUGUGUUGCGUGUGUGUAUGUGUGAGCG